ACUAGCAUCACCUGCAACAGGCACACACCCAAAUAUACAAAUAUACAGGUCUCAAACUGGAAACAAUUCAUAUACAUCACCAUGCAAUAAAAUUGUAACAGCAUUUAACUUUAAAAUUGAAAUUUAAUGCACCAAAAAGAGACAUGAUUUACUUGUACAUGUAUUGUUUUAUAUAUAGCAAGUCUAAAUUUGUAUGCAAAUUUAACAAUAAUUUCACAAAUUUUUAUACAUUUGAUUUAUUUAUCACUUUUUUUAACAGUUAUCUGUUUGAGAUUUGUACUUAUUGUUAAAGAUCAAACCUUGGAAAUUAUUUCAUAAUUGCAAGAUUUUAUCAUCUCAUUAAUUAAGAAAUGAUUAUUGGUCCCAUAGUAGUCUACAAAAAGAUUGCAGCGCCAUAUAUGUAUGUGAUAUUGUGUCUGUUGCCAGAAUAUUAGAUAUGCACAACUCCAGUAACAGGAAAAACUUGUAAGGCAAAAUCAUAUUGUCUGCUGGUGCUUUACUUGGGGGCUUUUUAUGCUAUUGCAUACAAUUUGUUAAAAAAUUAAUUAAUAGACACCACUCCAAAUGAAAAUAUCCUGUAAAUCUGAAAUUUCUUAUUAUUUCAAUUUAAUUGAAUAUUGGCUGAAAUCUUUGCAUGAAGACACCAUAUAUAAGAGACCAGCAGAUGCAAUGAAUUCUGUUUCAGAAUUAAAUCCACCAUGGCAUAGUAAAAAAAUGAAGACACUGUAUCAUGAGCACUCACUUUAAUGUAACUGUGGUAUAUCACAAUACUGUAUACAGGGAAAUAUUCGCCCCCGUUUUAUUUUCGUCCCUUUCGCCCUAGUUGUCAGCAAGCGGAUUUAAGACUGGGCGAACAUCAAUGUAUUCAAUUAUUUCUUUUUAAACACAACUGUGUCUUGACAAAUUCAAAAUGGGGUGAAACCGUUUGCAAGUGUAAAAGAGCGAAAAUUACACGGGGCGAAAAUAACCAUGUAUACAGUAAUAAGGUUUAAUAUUUCAGAAACGAUUUAAAAUUCCUUUUAUCUAAAUUUUCAUUGUAAUAUAUGGUAUAUUAGAUAAUAAAAAUGCAAAGAUUACAGAACCUAAACAGUUAAUUAUCUAAAUGGUUAUGUAUGUAUAGAUAUUAACAUCUGUAUUGUAUGAAUGUUAGCAGUGUGUCCACCUAUUUGACCAUUACCUGUCCCAGUUGUAGGAAAUACCUUUGUUAAAGUUUGGAAAGACAGGAUACAUAAAUCUAGGAGAAGCAAUUUCCCGGAUCCGACCAUCGACGAGAUCGUGCGGUCCCAGAUCAGCCACCAGGCCAGCAUCCCCAUGUCUAGACAGCCCACCCAGAGGCACAUCCUGGAGGUGUCCGCAGCACAACAGAGGCAGCAGGAUGUGCUCACCCAGGCACGUAGACAUCAGCCUGCCUACCCAGUAACAGGCAGAUUGUGUUACCGCCACAAACUGGCCAUCCGGCGAGACCAGAUCAACCCCAAUCUUGUUCUCAUCCAGGACUCCCUGACCCACACUUUUAUCCUGCAGGGAGACAAAUCAGGUAAUUCCAUUCGUCAGCACCCUAACCCUUUUGAUGAACAAUAUACUCAUGCCAAAAACAGCCGACCUCGUGCUCAUGUGCCUGAAACUUCAUUUAACAAUUAUGAACCUCUUGAUAAUCACAAAAAACCACCACCCCCACCUGAGGAGCACUUGCCCCCCUCACAAGGGGAUGCCACUGAGGAAACCACUGCCAAGGAGGAGCCAGUGAUGGAGGAAGAGGAGGAGAUUGAUCAUAGAAAACAUGGCCACAAGGGAAAACACAAGGAGAAAGGGGGAAGAAAGAGCAGAAUGGUUGAAGAAACCAAUGUUUUGUACCAGUUUUCACAAGAAAAGAGAGUUCCCUCAUAUGUACCAACUUGUGUGCAGGAAUCCAUUAAUCCCAUAGAGUUAGCACUGGAGAAAAAAUUCUCCGUCGUGAUUCCGCAAGAAAAUAAUGUUCCAUUUCUGACAACGAGGGAGAUUAAAAAUCCAGGCAGGGAAAUUAAAAAUCUGGGCAGGCUAAUUUUGCGUAGAGGGUCAAUUCAAGAUCGCAGUACUUUCCAGCGUAAUUGUUUUCCUCAGUUUAAGUCUGAUCUGAGGAAAUCUUUUGAAGUCUUCUCUUCUUUCACUGGUAUUGAAGCCUUCCUGAAUUGGGUACCUGCGUUUCGAGCUGACAUUUCACUUUCACUUCUAACUGUUGAUGCUUUCUAACUUCUUGGUUUUGUUUUAUUUCAGUUUAAUUUCACACUACUUUUUUUUUAUAUCUAUUAUUUUUUUGAGAUUUACAGCAGUUUCAGGGUAAACAACUUUAAAAAAUAUAAUUUUAUAUGAAUACUAAAACACAAAAAAUCUUGUCA
Messenger RNA from Magallana angulata, 2375 nucleotides. RefSeq lists its product as uncharacterized. The record is from RefSeq and is a predicted model, not a curated record. The transcript has 8 exons. NCBI's taxonomy places the organism in Eukaryota, Metazoa, Mollusca, Bivalvia, Ostreida, Ostreidae. Bases 1312 to 2229 code for a protein of 305 amino acids.